Sphenostylis stenocarpa is the source of this 4275-nucleotide messenger RNA. NCBI's taxonomy places the organism in Eukaryota, Viridiplantae, Streptophyta, Magnoliopsida, Fabales, Fabaceae. The record is from the annotation of a GenBank genome assembly.
AUGAUUUCGAGAGGAUUGUUCGGGUGGUCCCCGCCGCACGUGCAACCGCUCACGCCGGUUUCAGAGGUCUCGGAGCCGCCGGAGUCUCCGUCGCCGUACCUGGACCCGGGCGCCGAGACCUCUGCGUCGCAGCAGGUGGAGGCGGAGGAGGAAAUGGAGGAACUGGAGGAGAUCGAGCCUCCACCCGCUGCAGUUCCGUUUUCGCAGCUCUUCGCGUGCGCCGACCGCUUCGAUUGGUUCCUCAUGACCGUGGGUUCCAUCGCCGCUGCGGCUCAUGGCACCGCGCUAGUCGUCUACUUGCACUAUUUCGCGAAGAUUAUCCACGUGCUGCGGAUGGAUCCUCAGCACGGCACGUCGCACGAGCAGUUUCACAGGUUCACAGAGGAAGGGAUUUUAAGGAAGGUUGCUUUUCUGCUGGAUUGCUAUGGAAAGUACAUGUGGGAAGAGGGCUAUCUUGCUUUAACCAUUGUUUAUAUUGCAGUGGGAGUUUUCGUCGCUGGUUGGAUAGAGGUUUCGUGUUGGAUCUUGACUGGAGAACGGCAGACUGCUGUAAUCAGGUCGAAAUAUGUUCAAGUACUGCUUAACCAAGAUAUGAGUUUUUUUGAUACUUAUGGGAAUAAUGGAGACAUUGUCAGUCAAGUAUUGAGUGAUGUGUUGCUUAUCCAGUCUGCCCUUAGUGAAAAGGUUGGAAAUUAUAUUCAUAAUAUGGCAACAUUCUUCAGUGGUCUUGUCGUUGGCCUCAUCAAUUGUUGGCAGAUUGCUUUGAUAACGUUAGCAACAGGCCCAUUUAUUGUUGCUGCAGGAGGAAUAUCAAACAUAUUCCUCCAUAGGCUUGCGGAGAAUAUCCAAGAUGCAUAUGCUGAAGCAGCUGGCAUUGCUGAACAGGCAGUUUCCUAUAUAAGGACAUUGUAUGCAUUUACAAAUGAAACUUUGGCCAAGUAUUCAUAUGCAACAUCAUUGCAAGCUACUCUUAGAUAUGGUAUAUUAAUAAGUCUUGUUCAAGGUCUUGGUCUUGGAUUUACAUAUGGUCUAGCAAUAUGUUCUUGUGCAUUACAACUCUGGGUUGGAAGAUUCUUGGUUAUUCACGGAAAAGUGCAUGGUGGUGAAAUUAUAACAGCUCUUUUUGCUGUAAUUCUAAGUGGCCUGGGAUUGAAUCAAGCAGCGACAAAUUUCUACUCAUUUGAUCAGGGACGAAUAGCAGCUUAUAGAUUGUUUGAGAUGAUAAGUCGAUCACCGUCAUCUGUUAAUCAUGAUGGCACUGCCCCUGAUUCUGUGCAAGGAAAUAUAGAAUUCCGAAAUGUUUAUUUCAGCUAUCUGUCCCGUCCUGAAAUCCCUAUCUUGAGUGGAUUUUACCUCACUGUGCCUGCUAAGAAAGCUGUAGCACUUGUUGGCAGAAAUGGCUCUGGAAAAAGUAGUAUUAUUCCACUCAUGGAGCGUUUUUAUGAUCCUACAUUAGGAGAAGUUCUUUUAGAUGGUGAAAACAUCAAGAAUUUGAAACUAGAAUGGUUGAGGAGCCUAAUAGGACUAGUAACCCAGGAGCCUGCUUUACUCAGUUUGAGUAUAAGAGACAACAUUGCUUAUGGGAGGGAUGCCACCAUGGAUCAAAUUGAAGAGGCAGCUAAAAUAGCUCACGCACAUACGUUUAUCAGCUCAUUAGAGAAAGGUUAUGACACACAGGUUGGCAGGGCAGGUCUAUCUUUGACUGAAGAACAGAAAAUAAAACUUUCAAUUGCAAGAGCUGUGCUCCUAAAUCCAUCAAUUCUUCUGCUUGAUGAGGUUACUGGUGGACUUGAUUUUGAAGCUGAGAGGGCUGUUCAGGGAGCUCUGGAUUUGCUUAUGUUGGGUCGCUCAACGAUAAUAAUUGCUCGAAGGCUUAGUCUCAUUAGGAAUGCUGACUAUAUAGCUGUUAUGGAGGAAGGUCAGCUUGUUGAAAUGGGUACUCAUGAUGAAUUAUUAACCUUGGAUGGCUUAUAUGCAGAACUACUUCGAUGCGAAGAGGCAGCAAAACUUCCCAAGAGGAUGCCUGUUCGAAACUACAAGGAAACUAAAGGCUUCCAAAUUGAAAAGGAUUCUUCAAGUCAUAGCUUCAAAGAACCAUCAUCCCCUAAAAUGAUGAAGUCACCCUCUCUUCAAAGAGUGUCUAAUGUGUCCCGACCUCCAGAUGGUGUCUUUAACUUGCAAGAAUCACCAAAAGUCCGGAGCCCACCACCUGAGAAAAUACUGGAAAACGGUCAGCUAGUGGAUGCAGCAGAUAAGGAGCCAUCAAUAAGAAGGCAGGAUAGUUUUGAAAUGAGACUUCCGGAAUUACCAAAGAUUGAUGUUCAGUCUUUGCAUCGACAAACAUCAAAUGAAUCUGAUCCCGAAUCUCCCAUUUCACCUCUUUUAACAUCUGAUCCUAAAAGUGAACGCUCACAUUCACAAACUUUUAGUAGACCGCAAAGUCAUUCUGAUGAUGUUUCAGUUCAAAUGAAAGAAACAAAGGGUACACGUCAUAAAAAACCACCAUCACUGCAGAAGCUGGCUGAGCUUAGUUUUACCGAGUGGCUUUAUGCUGUGUUAGGAAGCAUAGGUGCUGCUAUCUUUGGCUCUUUCAACCCCCUUCUUGCUUAUGUUAUUGGUCUUGUGGUGACAGCUUACUAUAGAAUUGAUGACACUCAUCACCUAGAACGGGAAGUUGACAAGUGGUGCUUGGUUAUUAGCUGCAUGGGUAUUGUGACAGUAGUUGCCAACUUUUUACAGCAUUUCUACUUUGGUAUUAUGGGAGAGAAAAUGACAGAAAGAGUUAGGAGAAUGAUGUUCUCAGCCAUGCUUCGGAAUGAAGUGGGAUGGUUUGAUGAUGAAGAGAACAGUGCUGACAAUUUGUCCAUGCGAUUGGCCAAUGAUGCUACUUUUGUGCGAGCUGCUUUUAGCAACAGGCUUUCCAUAUUUAUACAGGACAGUGCUGCAAUUAUUGUUGGUCUUCUUAUUGGUGCUUUGCUGCACUGGCGGUUAGCACUAGUGGCUUUUGCAACCCUUCCAAUUCUCUGUGUUUCUGCCAUUGCCCAGAAAUUUUGGCUUGCUGGAUUUUCAAGAGGUAUUCAGGAAAUGCACAGAAAGGCAUCUUUGGUUCUUGAAGAUGCAGUUCGGAACAUUUACACUGUUGUUGCUUUUUGUGCUGGUAAUAAGGUAAUGGAGCUCUAUAGGCUGCAAUUGAAGAAAAUAUUUAAGCAGAGCUUUCUACAUGGGAUGGCAAUUGGUUUUGCAUUUGGCUUUUCACAGUUUCUACUCUUUGCUUGUAAUGCCCUGCUACUUUGGUACACUGCAAUAUGUAUAAAGCGAGGUUACAUGGAUCCACCUACUGCACUCAAAGAGUACAUGGUUUUCUCAUUUGCAACAUUUGCACUUGUGGAGCCUUUUGGAUUGGCUCCUUACAUACUAAAACGACGAAAAUCCCUCAUAUCAGUGUUUGAAAUUAUAGAUCGUGUUCCUAAAAUUGAUCCUGACGAUGGCUCAGCAUUGAAGCCACCCAAUGUGUAUGGAAGCAUUGAGUUAAAAAAUGUUGAUUUUUGUUACCCAUCUCGUCCUGAAGUGUUGGUAUUGAGCAAUUUUAGCCUCAAAGUCAAUGGGGGCCAAACGGUUGCUAUUGUAGGAGUUUCAGGAUCAGGAAAGAGCACUAUAAUAUCUUUGAUUGAGAGAUUUUAUGAUCCAGUUGCAGGCCAAGUUUUCCUGGAUGGUAGGGAUUUAAAGCUCUAUAACUUACGAUGGUUGAGGAGCCACCUUGGUCUUGUUCAGCAAGAACCUAUUAUCUUCUCAACAACCAUAAGGGAAAACAUUAUAUAUGCAAGGCAUAAUGCCACUGAAGCUGAAAUGAAAGAGGCUGCAAGAAUAGCAAAUGCUCAUCAUUUCAUUAGCAGUUUGCCUCAUGGUUAUGACACUCAUGUUGGAAUGAGAGGCGUUGACUUGACCCCAGGACAGAAACAGAGAAUUGCAAUUGCUAGGGUAGUACUGAAAAAUGCCCCUAUCUUAUUGCUAGAUGAAGCUAGUUCAUCAAUUGAAUCAGAGUCAAGCCGAGUGGUGCAAGAGGCUCUAGACACGCUAAUAAUGGGAAACAAGACCACUAUUUUAAUAGCACACAGGGCUGCAAUGAUGAGGCAUGUAGACAAUAUUGUAGUGCUUAAUGGAGGACGGAUAGUGGAGGAAGGCAGUCAUGAUUCAUUGGUAGCAAAGAAUGGUUUGUAUGUCCGAUUGAUGCAACCUCAUUUUGGUAAGACUUUGCGUCAGCAUCGAUUUGUGUAA